Oryzias melastigma (Indian medaka) is the source of this 2045-nucleotide messenger RNA. It is a transcript of the gene gab3, whose product is annotated as GRB2 associated binding protein 3. The record is from RefSeq and is a predicted model, not a curated record. NCBI's taxonomy places the organism in Eukaryota, Metazoa, Chordata, Actinopteri, Beloniformes, Adrianichthyidae.
CAGCAGCAGCAGCAGCAGCAGAGGCGAGCUGUGAGGACGACACGCUCUGCAGUCAAGAUGAGUGCCGGGGAUGUGGUCUGCACCGGCUGGCUCAUUAAAUCCCCCCCGGAGAAAAAGCUGAAGAGAUUUGCAUGGCGAAAACGCUGGUUCGUGCUCCGAAGAGGCCGCAUGAGCGGCAAUCCGGACGUGCUGGAAUACUACCAAAGCAAGAACUCCAAAAAGCCGAUCCGGACCAUCGACCUGAAGGAGUGUGAGGUGGAGAUGCCGGACGGGCAGCUGCGGAUCAAGAGGGACUUCCACGGGAAGCACCUGUUCGUGGUGAAAACCUCGUCGCGGGUUUUCUACCUGCUCGCCAAAACAGAGGAGGAGAUGCACAGCUGGAUCAAAAGCAUCGAUCAGAUUUGCCAUUUCAGGAGCCCGGAGGAGGCAGAGAGCUCAGAGGAAGGAUCUCUGCCCACCCCCAUCUCCAUUCAGCCAUCACCUGACAGCUCCGACAGAGCAUCGGUAGCAAGCCAGCCGGAGUCCAGUCCUCCGCAGGACUACCUCAUCCUCUCACAGUGCAAGACAGGAAGUGUGAGCAUCAACGGCUGCGACAGCUUCUCGACCUCUGACAUCUCCCUGGAGCAGAAGUCGUUGGACGACACCAUCAGGGAUCUGUGGACCGAAUCCUCCUCUUCCUCCAUCUCCCACCUGAGCCAGUCCCCCUGCGCCCACAGAGUGCCCAACUCCCCCUUCAGCGCCCCCUGCUCCUUCUCAGUGCUCCCGUCCUCUUCCUCGUCCCCGCUGCGUCCGUGCGUCACCGACGUCUUCCAGUUUGACCGGCCCUUCUCCUGCGCCUCCUUCGAAGCUGCUGGCGAGUUGCAGACCCCGCCACCCCUGCCCCCCAAACCGUGUCACCUGUCGGAGCAGCAGGGUGAUGGAGGUGCUCCCAGGUCCAGGUCGACUAGCCUCCAGCAGUUCCCGGGAAAUAUUCCCUUGUUUUCAAGACGAACUUCCCUGUCAGGCUUGGACCAUUUAAGAAGAGGCAAUAUUGAGAACAGAGUCAUCAUAAACCGGAGGCAAAGUGUGAAUCUGCCUUGUUUAAACGACACACAUGUCCAAAGCUACCAGGAUGAGUCAUACGUCCCCAUGACUUCCCCUUCAGCUUCAACUGCUGAGUGUGAUGGUUACAUCCCCAUGAGCCCGAGGACACUCACCUUCCUUAGUUCAAACUGCAGCGUGGAGUCUUCCCCUUCUCUCAGCUCCCUCACAUGUCAGCCGGCAGAGUUUGUCCCACCUCCAGUUCACCGGCACCUCAAGCCCCGCCCCAGGAAAGUUCGACCUCCACCUCUGGACCUAACAGGCCUGUCUACCAUCACCGAAUGCCCGACUCAUCUUCCCAUCAGCAGAACAAAGACCCAGCCGUGCUUUUCGGGGAACCACUCGUCAUUUGACUACAGACUUGAAAACGGAGAAACUCCAAGAGAUGAGCCGGGGAACCGCUCUGCAAUGGAAUCAAGGCAUUCGUUCUGCCUCCCCUUUGAUGGAGCGAGUCAGUACGGCAUGAGUUCACCCUCUCGACUUGACUACCUGUCACUGGACUUUAAUUCUGCAACCCCUUCGCCUGUGCAGAAGAAGCCAUUCCUGUCUGAUGAAUACCGAGUGGAUUAUGUUCAGGUGGACGAGAAGAAGACUCAGGCUCUCCAGAACACCAAGAUGGAAUGGACCGAUAACAGGCUUUCAAAAACAUGAGAGGAGAAUCCAACAAAUGUCCAUCAUUGAAGACCAAAAACUGUUUAAAGCACUUUGAAAACAGCAGUUAAAAAAAGAAAAGAAUUUGAAGCACACUUAUGCUCUCAAUCCACGGUGGAGAUGCAAAUGUUGCACUGUUUUAAAUGAACUUUACGGAAACAGAAAUGUGCAUACUACCUGAUGAGGCAUGAUUCACUGUGAUUUGUCCUGCUCACUGUAGCAUGAGUUUCAACAGAGUUAAAAAAGACCAAUAUGCUGUAACUUAUGUACAUGUAUUAUGUGUAAAUAAAAUCCAAUACAUACGUUUUUUUUUA